AUGGGUCAAGUCGACCAGCUUGAAGCAGCAGGUCCCCCAAAGACCGAGCCGACCCCGACUCUGCCUCCUGAGGAAGGCCUUGCAGGAUGGCUGUGUGUGUUCGGGGCAUUUCUUGGCUUCCUCGCAACUUUCGGCUUCUUGAAUGCGAUCGGGGUGUUUCAGACUACAUAUGAACAAACGACGCUCAAGGAUUACAGUGCAUCAGAGAUUGCGUGGAUCUUUGCACUGCAACUGGCUCUCAUGUGGGCACCUGGUCCUUUUUUUGGCCGCCUUGUUGACACCUACGGACCCCAGCUGGUCAUGUAUCCAUCCAGUUUGUUAUGUGUGUUUGCGCUGUGCAUGACUAGUCUGAGCACAAAAUAUUAUCAGAUCUUUCUGGCUCAGGGUUUAGCCUAUGGUAUUGGAGCUGGUGGUGUGUUUACUACUGGGAUGGUUUGCACAGGCCAGUGGUUCGUCAAGCGUCGUGGUUUGGGAAUAGGAGUGGCAGCAGCUGGAAGCAGUCUUGGAGGUGUUAUUUUCCCGCUAUUCUUCAAUAAAGUCAUGGAGCAAGUAGGAUUCUACGGCACAGUUAGGUAUACUGCGCUUUUUAUCGGUAUUGUUCUUGCAAUGUCAUGUCUACUUGUUAAAAGCAGACUGCCCAGAAAACAGUGGAAUCGGGAUUUGAAAUGGGUUGAUGUCAGCCUCCUCAGGGACAAGCAGUUUGCCCUUUAUUCAUUUGGGUCUUUCUUUGGGAUGUGGGGUUUAUGGGCUCCAUUCGACUUUCUGCCUAGUAUGGCCCAAUCCGCUGGCUUUUCGCCUUCCUUGGCAUUAUAUCUCAUAUCAAUUAUUAAUGCAGCUUCCAUCCCAGGGCGAAUCCUGCCGUCUUACCUCGGAGAUAGACUUGGACAUUACAAUGUUAUGACUAUUGUUAUGGUUAUCACCAGUCUUGCAAUAAUAAGCCUCUGGGUUCCAUUUAACUAUCAUUAUUCCCAUGCUGGUCUUGUGACCUUUUCUGCGGUAUACGGCUUUAGUAGCGGCGCUUUCGUCAGUCUUCUUAUGCCUUGUGCGGCUAAGGCAGGAAGCUUAGAUACCCUGGGGCAACGCUUUGGCACAUUUCAAAGCUUAAUAUCUAUAUCGUGUUUAACUGGCCUUCCUAUUAUGGGGGCAAUCCUAGCACGGCAAAACAAUUCAGACUUCCUAGGACUACAACUAUUCGGCGGAUGCUCAAUACUACUUGGGGCAGGGCUAACCGGAGUUUCGACAUUAAUUUUAGGACAGAGAAACAUGAAUAGGAAGGUAUGA
Molecule: messenger RNA, 1281 nt
Organism: Talaromyces proteolyticus
Lineage: Eukaryota; Fungi; Ascomycota; Eurotiomycetes; Eurotiales; Trichocomaceae
Product: major facilitator superfamily domain-containing protein
Exons: 6
Coding region: 1-1281 (426 amino acids)
Biological process (GO): transmembrane transport
Cellular component (GO): fungal-type vacuole membrane
Molecular function (GO): transmembrane transporter activity
Source: RefSeq, a predicted model, not a curated record